AUGGUUGGAGGACGGACUAAAGACAAGGACUGUGGAUUUGACCAUCAUCGCGGUGAACACAGUAGCGAUGACCUGCGUCCUCCGCAGCACGACUUCAGCAUCUUCUCAUUUGAAGCACAGGUCAUUGGAGUGGAAUAUGGCACGGAUCUAGACAGGCGGGAAAAUGUUGCCGGUACGCAAGUGCCGCCGAAAUGGUGUGACGCGUUCUCUGCUGCCAACGCGAAAGUCUUCGGUGCUCAUGGAGGCACAAACGUCUACACCCUGAUGCAGCCUCCACCUUUAAAGGAAAUUUGUUCAUGA
Messenger RNA from Mesocestoides corti, 300 nucleotides. NCBI's taxonomy places the organism in Eukaryota, Metazoa, Platyhelminthes, Cestoda, Cyclophyllidea, Mesocestoididae. The record is from the annotation of a GenBank genome assembly.